CUCUCUCGUGCUAUCACUGUAAUUCGUUCAAAGAUCCCGACUGUUCAGGAACGAGCCUCGACAAGUUCAAGGCUGCGUGUCCAGCAAAUUCGGUUGGAUGUAGGAAGAUCCAGUACAAAAUGGAAUUGCCAGGUACCAGCUCAGUAGAAGAGCGCAUCGUGCGACAGUGCUCCAAGAGCAGACGUGAUGCGGACUGUAUCUCCGUGUACGGAACCAAUGGGAAACGCUACAAACAGUUCACUUGUGAAUGCAAUGGCGACUACUGUAAUCAGUCGACUCGGUCCAGACCACUGGCUUUGCUUGUUUGUGUUAUCGCCAUGGUAACUUUGUUUAUGCUUGUCUAA
Messenger RNA from Candidula unifasciata, 344 nucleotides. The record is from the annotation of a GenBank genome assembly. NCBI's taxonomy places the organism in Eukaryota, Metazoa, Mollusca, Gastropoda, Stylommatophora, Geomitridae.